Neoarius graeffei (lesser salmon catfish) is the source of this 2443-nucleotide messenger RNA. RefSeq names its product protocadherin alpha-8-like. The record is from RefSeq and is a predicted model, not a curated record. Lineage: Eukaryota; Metazoa; Chordata; Actinopteri; Siluriformes; Ariidae. The coding region runs from base 1 to 2418 and encodes 805 amino acids. Gene Ontology annotation, molecular function: calcium ion binding. Gene Ontology annotation, cellular component: plasma membrane. The transcript is spliced from 2 exons. Gene Ontology annotation, biological process: homophilic cell-cell adhesion.
AUGGAACAAGGGAGAGGCGCUUCAUGGCGAAGGGUCCAUAUACGGCUCGCCUUCAUGGCUGUAUCCUUGUUGUUUGGAAGAGCAGUAUGGGCACAGAUACGGUAUUCUGUUUCUGAAGAGCAGAAGGACGGUACCGUGGUUGGAAAUAUUGCAAAGGAUUUAGGAAUUGAUGCAAGAAGAUUAAGAGAAAGAGGAUUCCGCAUCGUAUCCUCCUCAGAGGAGUCACUGUUUAAGGUAAAUCAGAAUGACGGAGCGUUGUAUGUUAGUGGAAACUUGGACAGAGAGACAGUGUGCGAGAAAACCACAUCGUGCACGAUCAAUCUCAAAAUCGCGAUGGAAAAUCCACUGGAGAUUCAUUAUGUGACUGUAGAGAUUAUAGACAUGAAUGACCAUGCUCCUGUUUUUACUGAAAAAGAAACGCUCUUAGAGAUCUGGGAGUCGGCGUUACCCGGAACGAGAUUUCAGCUUCAGCCAGCCCACGACUUGGACAGCGGAUCAAAUUCUAUUCAAACGUAUAAACUCAGCCAGAACGAUCAUUUCCGACUCGAAGUCAAAGAUCGUGGAAAAGGUGGAAAAAAUCCUAUUUUGGUCUUACAUAAGCCAAUAGAUAGGGAGGUAAUGCAAAGUAUGAAAUUGUUAUUAACUGCUGUCGAUGGUGGAAGACCCUCCAAAUCGGGAACAAUGGACGUAACUGUUCGUGUGUUGGAUGUAAAUGAUAACAUGCCAGUUUUUACUAAGGACGUUUAUUCUGUCCAGCUGAAUGAAAACGCACCUAUAGGUACAACUGUCAUACAAGUGAAUGCCACAGAUUUAGAUGAGGGGCCAAAUGGAGAAGUUGUUUAUGCGUUUUCUAAUAGUGUUCACAGUAAAUUGCGCAAAAUGUUUGAUAUUGAUUCUAUUACCGGAGAAAUUAUUGUGAAAGGACACAUCGAUUUUGAAGCGACGAGUGACUAUGAAAUUGAUAUAACAGCAUCAGACAAAGGCCCUGUACCACUGACAACAGACAAGACUGUGGUUAUAAAAAUAAUCGAUGUCAAUGACAAUGCACCGGAAAUAGAGUUGACGUCACUUUCAAGCACUGUUUCAGAAGAUUCCAGACCAGGCACUACAGUUGCUUUGAUAAGCGUGACUGAUUUAGACUCUGGAAUUAACGGGAAAGUUUUCUGUUCUGUUCCGGAAGAUAUACCAUUUAAAUUAAUGCCGUCUUCACAGGACAAUAUGUAUUCAUUAGUUACGACGUCAUCCAUUGACAGAGAGAAGCAAUACGAGUAUGAAAUUAUAUUAGUUGCCAAAGAUACAGGAGAACCGUCUUUAUCAUCAGUGAAGAGUUUAACCAUCUUAGUAUCAGAUAUAAAUGAUAAUAAUCCAGAAUUUUCUCUCUCCCCUUACACAUUUUACGUGAUGGAAAACAAUAUCCCGGGCAUGUCCUUAUUCUGUGUAUCGGCCUCUGACAGAGACACAAAUGAAAACGCAAUAGUCACCUAUGAAAUAAUGAGAGAAAGUAGCGAAGAUAAUAAACAAAUCUUUGUGAAUAUAAAUGCAGGAAAUGGGUGUAUUUACGCGUUAAAAAUUUUCGACUUUGAAAGUGUUAAAACGUUCCAGUUCCACGUGCUCGCUACAGAUUCUGGAACUCCGUCACUAAGCAGCAACGUCACAGUGAACGUGUUCAUUCUGGAUCAGAACGACAACGUUCCAGUGAUCUUAUAUCCAGUCAGCGCUAACGGUUCUGCUGAAGGUGUGGAGGAGAUUCCCCGCAAUGCCAACGCAGGACAUUUGGUGACUAAAGUGAGAGCCUAUGACGCGGAUAUAGGAUACAACGGCUGGUUAUUAUUUUCACUGCAGGAAGUGAGUGACCACAGUCUCUUUGGUUUGGACCGCUAUACAGGACAGAUAAGGACCCUUCGCUCAUUCACAGAAACAGAUGAGGCUGAACAUAAACUGGUCAUACUGGUCAAAGACAAUGGGAACGUUUCACUUUCAGCAUCAGCGACUGUGAUCAUUAAACUUGUGGAGCCCAAAGAGGCUUUUGCAGCUUCUGAUGUUAAAAAGGCAGUAAAAGAAGAAGAGGAAGAAAAUAACAUUACAUUUUAUUUAAUCAUUACAUUGGGCUCGGUUUCAUUUCUUUUUAUUCUCAGCAUCGUCGUGCUGAUUGUAAUGCAGUGCUCCAAAUCGACAGACUAUUCCUCCAAAUAUUUACAAGACACAAAUUACGACGGCACACUGUGUCACAGCAUCCAGUACAAAUCCGGAGAUAAACGCUACAUGUUAGUUGGACCCAGAACGAGUAUCGGUUCUACUCUAGUUCCAGGCAGUAAUGGAAAUACUCUUGUGAUAUCAGAUCGCAGGAGGAGAACUUCUGGUGAGAGCACGCUGCAGGUAAGAAUAUUUCAGAUUUAUAAGUGGCGUCUUUUGUUGUAGGGUUUUUUUUCAUUCUAUGUUCCUG